Raphanus sativus (radish) is the source of this 911-nucleotide messenger RNA. RefSeq lists its product as uncharacterized. The transcript has a single exon. Bases 153 to 911 code for a protein of 252 amino acids. Lineage: Eukaryota; Viridiplantae; Streptophyta; Magnoliopsida; Brassicales; Brassicaceae. The record is from RefSeq and is a predicted model, not a curated record.
AAUAUUCUAUCGAUCGCUUCACCUUCCCGAUUCAAAUUCCCUAGGGAGAUAAUCUCAAUCUUCAUCGUAUUCAAUUUCUCAAACUCAGAGCAAAAGCAUUUAUACCUUUUGCAAACAAAACAAUUCAGACAACAACAAUAUAAGAAUAAAACAUGACGAAGCCAACGUUUGAGUUCCGUAGCAUGGAGGCGGAGAAAGCAGAAGCGAUGAGGAGAUACAACAACCAAAGAUACUUCCGUUACACUAUACGAACAUGCGCCGUUGCUUUACUGUUUUACUUGUGGUUUCCCACAGUGACUAUGUCACUAAUAGCCGUCGGCGACUGGUUUUACCGAACCGGAGCGGUUAUCGUAACCAAUCGUACCGUCGUCUUCGUCUCCGCAAACUUGCUCGUCGCUUUGGUUUUCCUUCUAUCUCGCGAUCGCGACGAAGAGAGUAGUUCCAAACCGGAUCUAUACGAUCAGUACACCUCCUCCUCCUCCGCCGUGAUCGUAACCGUCCCGGCGGUUGUGGAGGAGGUAGUUAGGGAGGAGGAAACCGUUGCGGCGUUGGUCGAGGAGGUGGCUGCGGAGAAGCAAACCGUUGCGGCGGUUGUUGAGGAGGUGGCUGCGGAGAAGCAAAUCGUUCCGGUGGUUAUCGAGGAGAAGGUGGCUGUGGAGGCAGUUACAACAGAGUCAAAGAGAACGUACAGGAGGACAAAGUCUGAGAGGAAGAAGAAGGUUAACCGGCGGGCGACGGAGUUUAGAAGGACAGAGUCGGCGAACUCGGCGAUAGAGAGGUUGAACAGCGAGGAGUUUCGUUUGAAGGUGGAAGCAUUUAUAAUGGAGAAGAAGAGAUGUCUUGUUCAAGAGCAUAGUUCUUUAUCUGGACUUGAGCUUGUUGGUGCUGACUCUAGCUAUGGAUCGUACUAA